UCCAGUGUCCUGAAUCUUUACACCUCUUAUAAUGAAAUCAGAGUCCAGACGCCGCUCUUUAGGAAAAUCUCCACAGACUCCUGCUGCUACUGGCUCAAAGAUGCACCAGUGCUCAGAUUGUGGGAAGAGUUUUACUCGUCAGAGUACUCUCCAACGACACAAGCGCAUUCACACAGGAGAGAGACCGUAUCACUGUGAACAGUGUGGGAAGACUUUUACUCGUCAGAGUCAUCUCCAAAGGCACGAGCGCAUCCACACAGGGGAGAGGCCGUAUCACUGUAAACAGUGUGAGAAGAGUUUUAUGCGAGAAACUCAUCUCCGUCAACACCAGCGCGUUCACACCGGACAGAAGCCGUAUCUGUGUGGACAGUGUGGAAGUAGUUUUACUCGUCAGGGUAAUCUUCAACAACACCAGCGCAUUCACACAGGAGAGAGGCCGUAUCACUGUGGACAGUGUGAGAAGAGUUUUACUUACCAGAGUCAUCUCCAACAACACCAGCGCAUUCACACAGGAGAGAGGCCGUAUCACUGUGGACAGUGCGAGAAGAGUUUUAUGCGAGAAAGCCAUCUCAAACAACAUGAGCGCAUUCACACUGGAGAGAGGCCAUAUCAAUGCUUGCAGUGUGGUAAAAGUUAUCGUGACCAGAGUACCUUCCAAAGCCACCAACAGAGUCAUACAGGACAGAAACUGUACCUCUGCGGACAAUGUGGACGGAGCUAUAGUUUUACUCGUCAGAGUAAUCUCCGACGACACAAGCGCAUUCACACAGGUGUAAGGCUGUAUCACUGUGAACAGUGUGGGAAAAGUUUUACUCGUCAGAGUCAUCUCCAAAGGCACGAGCGCAUCCACACAGGGGAGAGGCCGUAUCGCUGUAAACAGUGUGAGAAGAGUUUUAUGCGAGAAACUCAUCUCAAACAACACCAGCGCAUUCACACAGGAGAGAAGCCGUAUCUCUGUGGACAGUGUGGAAAUAGUUUUACUCGUCAGGGUAAUCUUCAACAACAUCAGCGUAUUCACACAGGAGAGAAGCCGUACCACUGUGGACAGUGUGGCAAGAGUUUUACUUACCAGAGUCAUCUUCAACAACACCAGCGCAUUCAUACAGGAGAGAGGCCACAUCACUGUGGACAGUGUGGGAAGAGUUUUAUGCAAGAAAGUCAUCUCAAACAACACCAGCGCAUUCACACAGGAGAGAAGCCGUAUCACUGCUUGCAGUGUGGGAAACGUUUUCGUGACCAGAGUACCUUUCACAGCCACCAGCAGAGUCAUACAGGACAGAAACUGUACGUCUGCGGACAAUGUGGACGGGGCUAUGCUCAUUCAAGUUCAUUAAGGACCCACAACUGCUGUAACAUAAAGCCAUCAGACCUUGAUAUGUGAAUUUCUUAGACUAAGAUUCUUAUUUAUUUAUUUUUUUUACGAGAGAUUAAGGGAAAUUCUGGCAUAAAAUUUUUCUUGCAUGGGACUUUAUUGCUUACUGUCCACUUUGUAGCAAAAUUCAUGUCAUUUUCCCGGUUUCACCUGAAUUCUACUAAUCUAAGAAUGCAAUACACCAAUACAUACAGUAUCUCACAAACGUGAGUACACCCCUCACAUUUUUGUAAAUAUUUGAUUAUAUCUUUUCAUGUGCCAAACCUGAAGAAAUGACACUUUGCUACAAUGUAGUGAGUGUACAACUUGUAUAACAGUGUAAAUUUGCUAUCCCCUCAAAAUAACAACACAUAGCCAUUAAUGUCUAAACUGCUGGCAACAAAACUGAGUACACGCCUAAGUGAAAAUGUCCAAAUUGGGCCCAAAGUGUCAAUAUUUUCAUUCAUUUUCAUGCUGGCAUAUUCAUGUCAUAUUCAUGGUUUCAGCUGAAUGCUCCUAUUCCAAGAAUGCAACACACCAAUACAUAUUUAACCAAUGGGUAUACCUACUUUAAUUGAUCAAUCAACAACUGGACAUCUUUCCAAGCCAACAGAAGAUGGUUGUGUUUACAGGUAAUUUGAAGAGAUAAUUCUGGUCCAAGUUGCUCCGUAUUUGCAACGUCCAUUUAACCACAGCUAACUACACUGUGUGACGAAAAGUAUGGGGAUGCCUGACCACCACACCCAUAUAUGCCUUUUCAACAUCCUCUGAUGGAAUGGUGUCCAAUCCAUGGUGCCUUGAGCCCAGUGUUCCUGAUAUAGUUUUUGGCUAUACUGACCAGGAUAACACAGUUACACUGUAAGAUCAAUGAAUGGAUUUUUGUUGUGUGUUUGUGUGUCUGUAUGUUCCUUUAAGAAAUAAGAUGAUGUUUGUAUGACCUGCAAGUCUUAGAAUUUUAUGCAGGAUCACCAUCACAGUCAUGGAUAUACAGUGAAUGGAGCAUUGAAAGAGUACAUUACCAGGGGUCUGGGUUUGAUGACCUCUUCAUUUUGGUAAAUCUCAUGUUUAAUAAUGCACCAAAUUUAUACAUUCCUUAUUAAUCAACAAAUAUAAUGCAAAUCAUGAACAGG
Messenger RNA from Ictalurus punctatus (channel catfish), 2481 nucleotides. RefSeq names its product zinc finger protein 420. The record is from RefSeq and is a predicted model, not a curated record. Lineage: Eukaryota; Metazoa; Chordata; Actinopteri; Siluriformes; Ictaluridae. The coding region runs from base 32 to 1381 and encodes 449 amino acids. The transcript is spliced from 3 exons.